This is a messenger RNA of Ylistrum balloti, 706 nucleotides long. Its product is annotated as large ribosomal subunit protein uL18m-like. The record is from RefSeq and is a predicted model, not a curated record. Gene Ontology annotation, molecular function: structural constituent of ribosome; 5S rRNA binding. The transcript is spliced from 6 exons. Bases 19 to 654 code for a protein of 211 amino acids. Gene Ontology annotation, cellular component: ribosome; mitochondrion. NCBI's taxonomy places the organism in Eukaryota, Metazoa, Mollusca, Bivalvia, Pectinida, Pectinidae. Gene Ontology annotation, biological process: translation.
CAGUUCCAAAAUCUCAAAAUGGCACUACUACUUGGAGGAAGACUUAAUUUACCUUUGUCCACAGGAACUCUGACGUGCUUUUGUAGAAAUGUGAGAUGUUGUUCUGUGUCAACCGCCAACUCAACUGAGAAUGCGUCUCCGAAUGCAAACUAUAAAAUAAAUCCCGUGUUUCGGAACAGAAACCCAAGAAAUUUGGAAAAAAUGGCUUUGGCAAGAAAGCCACAAGGAUGGCAGUUCCAAGAUAGAGUACAGAAGUCCUACCACCUGUUAAGUUAUAAAAUGACUGACAGAAAAACAUCAGCAUCAGUCAAACAUUUAAACGGAAAGUUCACCAUCAAAUUUUCUACAGACACUCCAGAAAUGAAACAUGUCUUCACUGGCUCUGAUUGUGGUAAAGUGAAGCAAGCCUAUUAUGUAGGCCAGGUCAUUGCUCAGCGAUGUCUUGAGGCUGGCAUUACACAAGUGCACUUUGAUCCUCUCCAGGGAACCAUUUUUCCAAAGUAUGAGGCAUUUCUGGCGGGUGUGGAAUCAAUGAAUUUGGAAUUAACAGAGCCUGAUGUGAUCACACCAACUUACUGCCCAGGCAUAGACUACAGUAAACCAAACAGAUACGCGGAGCGCAAGAAAUACAGGGAUGAUCAUCAGAUGGCCUGACAUUUCUCCACUCAUUAAAUACUUGUGUACAAUAAAAUGUCGAAAUCAUUCA